AUGUCGCACCUCUUGGAGCUCUGCACUGAUGAGUUCUUAGAGGCCCUUGAAGCAACAGCUGACAAAGGGGAGCAAUUCGACACCGUGUCCAUGUGCAGAGCAUUCGCUGCCAGUGCCAUGCUGCGAACAGCGUUUAGUUUCAAGAUGGACGAGCAGGACAAGACUGGAAGGGACAUCAGCAAGUGCGUGGACAAACUCACUCUCAGGAACAUUGCGCUCUUCGAUGGAGGACUUCUGCACUGGCUUUCAAACUGCUUUCCAGAAUUCACUCGUCUCAUCCAGCUUGCGUUACGCAUAGCUGAGUACAUCAAGCCACCUGGCAUGUGCGAGGUCCUAGAUGCUAUUGCACCAAUCAUCUACACUCGCAAAUUGAAUCAGUCGGAAAUCAGGAGUACGGACCUCCUACAGUUCAUGGUUGACGCAGCAGCCCCCAACUCCGGGUGUCCCAGUCCAAGUGACCCUCUCACGACCUCUUCUCGCGACAAGACCACCGGGGAUUCUAUGGAAGGGAACGCAGAGUUACCGAGCGAAUGGUUGCUGAGUGACGCGGAGAUUCUGAGCAACGCAUCUCUCGUUCUUUCAGUGGGGACAGUGAACUUGAGCAAGUACUUGUGUUGGAUGUUGUAUCUCCUGGCGAAACAUCAGGACGUACAGAAAAAAGUGAAGGCUGAGGUUCAGAAAAUUCUCGUGACUGAGGGUGCUAUCAACUAUGGUACCGUGACCAAAAUGCAGUACUUGGAACAAGCGCUGAAGGAAGGACUGCGAAUGCAUUCAUCUCCAUCGGGGUUCGUCACUCGACUGGCGGAAAAAGAUAUCGACACCGGAAGCGUCGUAAUCCCGAAAGGCGUGAGCAUUCUCAUUCCAACGUACAUCCUCCACAAGGAUUCCGAACUCUGGGAGGACCCGGAGCGCUUCGAUCCCGAAAGAUUUGCCCCUGGGAACAAUAAACCAGUGGAAGUGGACUCAAUAGCGUUCCAGCCCUUCGGCGCUGGACCUCGAAACUGUUUCGCAAUGAUGUUUUCCAAAGUCAUCCUGAUGCUCCUGCUGGCAAAAGUACUCUCAGAGUACAGGCUCGUUCUCAACGACGAUCACCACAAGCUGGACAUGACUGAUCGAGACAUGGAGGAUAUGCUUGCUGCAGGUUACGUUGAGCGAGCACGCUUGAUUACAUUUGAAAAGCACUGA
Messenger RNA from Ixodes scapularis (black-legged tick), 1185 nucleotides. RefSeq names its product cytochrome P450 3A6-like. The coding region runs from base 1 to 1185 and encodes 394 amino acids. NCBI's taxonomy places the organism in Eukaryota, Metazoa, Arthropoda, Arachnida, Ixodida, Ixodidae. The record is from RefSeq and is a predicted model, not a curated record. The transcript is spliced from 9 exons. Gene Ontology annotation, molecular function: monooxygenase activity; heme binding; oxidoreductase activity, acting on paired donors, with incorporation or reduction of molecular oxygen.